UGUACGCGCGCGGGCAGAAGCGGCGUGACGUCGGCAGGUAAAGUUGGGAAUAUGGCGUUGUCGGUGUUGUGCUGCUUGAGGUGGUGUGGAAAUGGAGGUUCCGGACACAUUCAGCUCAAGGAAAUGCCUGCCGUGCAGUUAGACACGCAGCAUAUGGGAACGGAUGUAGUUAUUGUUAAAAAUGGGAGGAGAAUAUGUGGCACAGGAGGUUGCCUAGCCAAUGCACCUUUACAUCAGAACAAAAGUUACUUUGAAUUCAAAAUCCAAUCAACAGGAGUUUGGGGGGUUGGAGUUGCUACUCAAAAAGCUAAUCUUAACCAGAUCCCCUUUGGUCGAGAUGCACAAAGUUUAGUACUUAGGCAUGAUGGAGCUAUUUAUCACAAUAAUGAGGAGCGAAACCGACUACCAGCUAACAGUCUUCCCCAAGAAGGAGAUGUUGUGGGACUGACUUACGAUCAUGUGGAAUUGAACGUUUAUUUGAAUGGGAAAAAUAUGCAUUGUCCAGCAUCUGGAAUCAGGGGUACAGUGUAUCCCGUUGUAUAUGUUGAUGACAGUGCAAUUUUGGAUUGUCAGUUCAGUGAAUUUUACAGUCCUCCACCUCCAGGAUUUGAAAAGAUUUUAUUUGAACAGCAAAUCUUCUGAUAUGCACUCUAUAAAUGUUGCAAGCACUGUUACCUUGCCUGCUCCUGCUUAGAUGUUUGGUUGGAAGUUGCUUGAGUGCAGUUUCCUUAAAUUGUCAGUACCUUGAAUGACAAUGCAGCAUAAAGAAUUUAGGUUUAUCACGCUUUCAUCUUUCAUUGUCUAAUAACGUUUUUAAAAACAUUUUUUAGAUGACCAUUGGCAUAAAUGUGAGGUGCAAUGAAUAAUAGACCUUAUGCACCGUAGAACAAGAAAAACUAGAACUCACAACACUUGUCUGGGAAACAUGCAGCUUCAUUAUUACUGUACUUACUCAGUUAGGUACAAGUACCAAACAAAUAAUUGAGCUAAGUUCUACGUGUAUUUUUAAUCCCUUUACUCUGUCCAGCAUUUAUUUUUGUACCUACUUGUAUGUACUAAUGAUAUCAGGGUAUUUUCUGUCCUUACAGUAUUUCUCUCAACAUUUUGUACUCUUAAGUCUCAGUUAAAUUUUGCCACUAUGGUUAUCGAUUUACUUGACUUUGCCCUUUCAAUAUCAUCUCACCAUUUCUGUUUUGCUUCCUCUUGAACUUAUUUUGGUGCUGAGAUGAGUACACUAUUGGAUGUAAGGCAUCUUCAAAAUCACUAGUUAAAAUCAGCUUUACUUUAAGCACAAAUCAAUCACAAUACAAAGACCAGGCCGUCCAUCAGUCAGAAAAAUAUGACUUUUGUCUGACUAAGAUCUGUAGGAUCCAGUGGCCCAAUUCAUUAGCAUCUAGCUAGGCUUCCCCAGAAAAAAAAAGUGAGGUUUCUUCCCUGUCCCCAAAUAAAAUGCCAUAAAUAUGAAAUUAAAACAGAAUUUUGGAAACAGCUGAUCAGAUAUGUUGAAAGAGUUAACAUUUCAAGUUGAUGGCAUUCACAACUAGAAGGAUUUAGUCAUGGCAACAUUUAAGCAAGUUCAGAGCUGCAGAAGUGCCAGGAAAAGGGGAAAAUGAUUGGAUGAGGAGUAAGAUGAAUGUGAUUUAUUUAAUUCAUUGGUCCAUUGAUACAUGUCUGACACAAGAACAAGGUAUUGGUUCUGACAAAGAGCCUGUGACCUGGAAUGUUAACUGUUCCUUUUCACACAAAUGUGACCUAAUCUGCUGAAUAUUUCCAGCAUUUUCUGUUUUGAAAGUAUUGGAGAUGCCAAAAAUGUUAACUGAAGGAGGUUAAAGCAGGUCAGGUGACAUCUGUGGAUUGAGAAACACUUUGUUCAUCAUUAACAAAUAUUUUAAGGUAUUGAGAUAGGGAUGGUGGAAAGGAGCAGGGCAGGUACAUGUCAGAAUGGAAAGUGAUCAAAUAAAUCGUGUUGAAUUGUCUUUUGGCUUUAAAGCACAAGUUUGUCACUAGUCAUCUCUUACCUCCUGUUGAUCUUCCACUGAGAUUCAAAUGUGUGCUCAGAAUGAAGCAGGAAGUUACUAAGAAUAAGUGGUGUUUUUGAAUGUUUAUCACAGGAUUGGAGUUGUGGAUAAGGUCUAUUCUAGUAUGCGGUAUACAAAGUUUCUGUGAAAUCAUUUUUUAUAUAAAAAUUUUGAAGCGGUGUACAGUUCUUUGUGUAGAUGGUGUAGAAUCUCCAGUGUUCCUUAAUAUUUUCAAAAGAUGGAAGAUGUUAAACAAAACAUGGUUUUAUUGUUUCUGCAAUUAUUUGUAUUGAAAGUAUUAAUCUAAAGUGGAAACAUUGUAGUUACUGUAAUCAAAAAUCAGACCUAUGUUCUUAUUAGUUUUAGAAAUCCUGAAAAGCCAUACAAAAGAAUUGAAUUGAGGUUAUCAAUAAUAGCUUUGUGUUACUUCAGGAUGGUUUAGAAGCAAGUUGUAACCAGACUGUCCAUCACAGUGUAGAGGACAGUAAUAUUUAUUUACCGAAUAAUUAAAACAAUAUCCCAAAGUCAACUAUUGUGCCUCGUAUAGUAAGAUUAAAUAUUCCAAUUAUGUUCUAGUUUUUUUUUCCCAGUGAUGCAGUGAAAUAAAUGCAACAUUUUUAAAUACGGUUUUGUUGAUUAAUACCUUCUGGAUUUGAAUUAAUUUUCUUAGAAAUUAUAUUGUGAGGAUGGUUCUGUUUUAGUGAGGCUGUGUAAUUAAAAUUCUGAAUGUUUGUGUAUUUUAAUGCCCUUAAAUGGUGAUGGAUUUGGGCAAAGAUAAGCUCAGUUCAGAGUUGAACAUUAUGGUUAUUAGGCUUAGAUCUUUUACCUCAGCACUGCUUGCCUUUGUUAACUUCAUUUUCCUUAACACUAAAAUCUCUGUCCUGAAUAUAACCAGUGACUGAGCCCUUAAAACUCUUGAGAAUUCCAAGUGUUACCCCUCGGAGUGAAGAAAUUUCUUCUCAUCUCAGUCCUGAAUGGCCAACUCCUUAGUCUGAUUCUACAGUCUAGUUCUAAACACCCAAGCAACAGAAACAAUAUCCUUGCUUCAGUCCUUAUUCUCACCCCAUACAAUAACCUGGCAUACAAGGAAUCAAUCUUUCUCAUAACUGUGCAUUUUAUGAAGGAAAACCAGACCUGUGCAUUAUUUAACUGCAGCAUUACCAAACUACUUAUUUGGAGCUGGAUCCCACAAGCUGGAUACACAGAUCCUUUUGCAAUAACAACCUUCAUACAGCUUGCCUUCCUCUUUGCUCACUGAACAUUAAUGAACUUUAUGCGAUUAGUGAAGAAGGACAUCCGGGGCUCUUAACAUCCCAGUGGUCCACCAUUCUAAAAAAUGGUGGGCAUUGUAUCAAAGCAGGUUUUCAUAAUUGUCAGCACUUUUCCAUAUACAGUGGAUUCCAGCUAACUGGGCUAUCGGUUAAUUGGGGCAGACACUUAUUUGGGACAACUCUUAACAAAAACUAAUCAAGAAAAUAGCCACAAUUCUCUGUGUUUAUUUGGAACACUAGGCUACUUAAUUGGGGCAGGAGACUUGCUGAACAGUUUCUAAGCAGCGUCAGACACAUGCACCAUGUGGCCAUGUUUAGAACAAGCAGUUUUUAAAUAGCGUCAGUACUUGUGCUCAAAAAAGCAGUGAUUUUUCAUAGAUAGUUGAUGAGAAAUAAGCAGUAAGGCAAUUCAGACCGGUUUUGCUCUCUGCUGUUUCAAGCAUUCAGACUUGGAGGUGCCAGAAACGGCUGGGAGCCAAAAGGGAAACUAUUUCACCACUUCAACAAAUUACAAAGAAUUUGAAGGUAUCGACAAUAAACUUGAACAUUGCAAUGUAUCAUCUACACUAGAUGCCAAGCACUGAUAUUGUUCAUCUGCAGUCAAAGAGAAUGUGACAGUGUUCACUGGAUGAACUAUUAGGAGCUCAUACAGUUUUACGGUACUGUAGUUCUAUUGAGUGUUCAAGUUUGUUCUGCAUUUCAUUUAAAUACAUAAUUUGUUACUCAGUUAAAUGGUAGUUUGUCUUAACUAUUUGCAUGAAACCAGCUAAUUAGGGCAGCCACUUAAUUGAGCCAAAUUGUACUGGUCCCAAUGUGACCAAUAAACAGUCCUGAGCUCGUUCAUUCAUUUGGUCUGGCAAUAGCCUCGGCAUCCUCACAAUUCAGUACAACCUAGCUUUAUGUUACUGCAACUAGUUAGAUUGUUUUUCCUCCUACUAUAUACGUGUUCAUGAUAAAUUCAUCUUAUAUUAAAUUCAAAAAGGAGCACAAAUGAGGUGUACAAAGACAUCAGAUGUGUAUAUUUAUUUUGAUUUCUUUCAUUAUGGUGGCAAAACUAGUAUGUGCCAAAGAGAUGGAAUCUGUUUUAGUGAAUGUGAUUAACAUUAAAUACUAUGCUCCAUUUGGGAAAGUGCACAUUGUUAAUGUAACUGCUUGAAAUAUGUUGUCAAAUUGUGACUGUUGCAAUGAAAUAAAUAUUGGCUUAUUUUGCCUAUAAAUUA
Hypanus sabinus (Atlantic stingray) is the source of this 4509-nucleotide messenger RNA. RefSeq names its product SPRY domain-containing protein 7. Gene Ontology annotation, molecular function: protein binding. Lineage: Eukaryota; Metazoa; Chordata; Chondrichthyes; Myliobatiformes; Dasyatidae. The transcript is spliced from 5 exons. Bases 52 to 642 code for a protein of 196 amino acids. The record is from RefSeq and is a predicted model, not a curated record.